Aspergillus niger is the source of this 924-nucleotide messenger RNA. RefSeq lists its product as uncharacterized. Gene Ontology annotation, molecular function: protein binding. The record is from RefSeq and is a predicted model, not a curated record. The coding region runs from base 1 to 924 and encodes 307 amino acids. The transcript is spliced from 3 exons. NCBI's taxonomy places the organism in Eukaryota, Fungi, Ascomycota, Eurotiomycetes, Eurotiales, Aspergillaceae.
AUGGCCUCCUCCGAUUUGGACCAGCUCAUUGAGAUGGGUUUUGAUAAGGAGAGAUCCGAAAUUGCAGUGAAAAAGGGCAACGGCAUUCAGGGCGCUCUCGAAUGGCUGGAAGAAAAUCAGGACAAGUCACUGGAGGAAAUUAAAGAAGCGGAGAGCGAGGAGGGCCCUGCACUUCAGCCGGGAGAGGAAGCUCGCAGCUUGGUGUGCAACGAGUGUGGCAAGAAGUUCCGGAGCCAUGCACAGGCCGAGUUUCACGCGUCCAAAUCUCAACACGUUGACUUCUCCGAAUCAACGGAAGAGAUUGCACCUUUGACUGAAGAGCAAAAGAAGGCAAGGCUCGAAGAGCUUAGACAGAAACUAGCGGAAAAGCGGGCGGGACUGUCAGAGCAAGAUAAGAUUGACAAGAAGAGGAAUGAGGAAAUCCGCAGGAAGAGCACGAAGGACUCCCAGGACGUUAAAGAAGAACUCCAGCGAAAGCAAGCGCUCAAAGAAGCUGAACAGAAGAAGAAAGACAAGCUAGCAGAUAUCGAGGCCAAGAAACGUGUCAAGGCUAGGAUUGAAGCUGAUAAGGAAGAACGGCGUCUGCGGGCUGAACGGGAGAGAGCUGAACGUGCAGGUGUAGCACCUCCUGCUCAGCCAGCACCAGCCCCGGCGGCCACCACGUCUGGACCCGUUGCCUCGAAGCCCGCCUCAGCCUACACGGAAACCCGCUUGAGAUUCCAGACAUCGAAGGGAAAUAUCAUGAAGACUCUCCCAGUGACUACCACACUCUUUGAGGUCGCUGCAGCUCUGCAGCGAGAGGACGGCAUAGAGGUACACAGCUUUGCGCAGAACUUUCCCCGGAAGGUCUUCGAUGCGGAGUAUUUCGGCGAGUCACUGAAGGACUUGGGCCUGAUCCCUAGCGCGAGUCUUGUUGUCCAGUGA